UGGGAACAUCGAAAAUGUAAUCAGUGAGACUAGACCAUAGCCUGGCUAGGACAGCUCUAAAAUACAGCCAGGUCUAGAUGCUCACAUGUCUGUAAGGCACUGUUCAGGUGUGAAGUGAAAGCAGGGUGUCUCUCAAAUACUAGGGACUUGGGUCAAACAAGUUUGGAGAAACUGCAGAAAAUCCCUUUGGGAAAUCACAGUGCACAUUGACUUAUUAAAGGCUCCCAUGGGUCUUGCAUUAAAGAAACCAGUUGACUGCUUAACCAGCAUUUCUCUGAUUUAUCUGUUCAUAAAGCCCUUUUUUGGAGUCCCGUGUGCAUUUUGACAAAACCAAGGAGCACGCUUUUGGGAAUGCUGCAACAGAAUAGAAAGAGCAGGACAUGGUUGGGUGUCUUUUUUGCUGUCCAAGUAGGGAGGACAUUCUGAGCAUUCUCAUCUCUUUGCCAAGUAUGUUCAUUCCUGCCUUGGGGAGGAACACAGCGGGGCAGGGGAAUGUUUCAAGCAGAACUCCCGUUUCCUUGUUCCUUUCUUAGCUUAUUUUUAUUAUAAUUUGGCUUCACAUGGAAGUGUUCCCAGAGGAGGAAAAUGUCCUGGACCAUGCCAAAACAUUCUCUUCUACUUGUGAUUGUGUUUCUUGUUUUGAUCACAUUUGGGUUUACUGACCCAAUGAUGUUUCUGAGCCUCUGAAGCUGGAGCCAGCGGUAAAUUCUCCCUGGCGAGCCUGUUGCUGUUUGUCUGCUCACCUCUCACCUCUGCAGUUCUUGCAUCUCUCCACCCCUUUUUCUCUCACCAAGUCUGAUUCUUCUGUUCCUUGCCACGCCUGCUCUUAAGAUUUAAUCUUCUCUUCCCUCUCUGAGUCUUCUGCACAGUAUGUGCUUCAGACUGGUUUAUUAUCUGAUGUCCUUUUCCUCCAGCAUGUACAGUCUCUCCUUAUGACAUACCUGGAAGAGAUUGCUGGUCGACAAGUAAAAUGAAGUACAUUCUAGUUACUGGCGGUGUCAUAUCAGGAAUUGGAAAAGGAAUCAUCGCCAGCAGCGUGGGCACGAUACUUAAGUCAUGCGGUUUACAUGUGACCUCCAUUAAAAUUGACCCGUAUAUUAACAUUGAUGCAGGCACAUUCUCUCCUUAUGAGCAUGGUGAGGUUUUUGUGCUGGAUGAUGGUGGGGAGGUAGACCUUGACCUGGGUAACUAUGAACGUUUCCUUGAUAUCCGCCUCACCAAGGACAAUAAUCUGACCACUGGCAAGAUCUAUCAGUACGUCAUUAACAAGGAACGCAAAGGAGAUUAUUUGGGGAAAACCGUCCAAGUGGUCCCGCAUAUCACAGAUGCAAUCCAGGAGUGGGUAAUGAGACAGGCCUUAAUACCUGUGGACGAAGAUGGUCUGGAACCUCAAGUGUGUGUUAUCGAGCUCGGUGGGACAGUAGGAGAUAUAGAAAGCAUGCCCUUUAUUGAGGCCUUCCGUCAAUUCCAGUUUAAGGUCAAAAGAGAGAACUUCUGUAACAUUCACGUCAGCCUCGUGCCGCAGCCCAGUUCAACAGGGGAACAGAAGACUAAACCCACCCAGAACAGUGUUCGGGAACUCAGAGGGCUUGGGCUUUCCCCAGAUCUGGUUGUGUGCAGGUGCUCAAAUCCUCUUGACACGUCAGUGAAAGAGAAAAUAUCGAUGUUCUGCCAUGUGGAACCUGAACAAGUGAUCUGUGUCCAUGAUGUUUCGUCCAUCUACCGCGUCCCCUUAUUGUUAGAGGAGCAGGGGGUUGUAGAUUAUUUCCUCCGGAGACUUGACCUUCCCAUUGAGAGGCAGCCACGAAAAAUGCUGAUGAAAUGGAAAGAGAUGGCCGACAGAUAUGAUCGCUUGCUGGAGACCUGCUCUAUUGCCCUCGUGGGGAAAUACACCAAGUUCUCAGACUCAUACGCUUCUGUCAUUAAAGCUCUGGAGCAUUCUGCACUGGCCAUCAACCACAAACUGGAAAUCAAGUACGUAGAUUCCACGGACCUGGAGCACAGCACCUUGCAAGAGGAGCCGGUGCGCUACCACGAGGCCUGGCAGAAGCUCUGCAGCGCUCAUGGCGUGCUGGUUCCAGGAGGAUUUGGUGUCCGAGGGACUGAAGGAAAAAUCCAAGCCAUCUCCUGGGCUCGGAAACAGAAGAAGCCUUUUUUGGGUGUGUGCUUAGGAAUGCAGCUGGCAGUGGUUGAAUUUUCAAGAAAUGUGCUGGGAUGGCAAGAUGCCAAUUCUACAGAGUUUGACCCCAACACCAAUCAUCCCGUGGUCAUAGACAUGCCGGAACACAACCCUGGCCAGAUGGGUGGAACCAUGCGGCUGGGCAAGAGGAGAACUCUGUUCCAGACCAAGAACUCUGUCAUGAGGAAACUCUACGGAGAUCCAGAUUACCUGGAAGAGAGGCACCGCCACAGGUUUGAGGUGAAUCCAGUCUUGAAAAAGUGUUUGGAGGAGCAAGGCUUGAAGUUCGUUGGCCAAGAUGUUGAAGGAGAGAGAAUGGAAAUUGUGGAGUUGGAAGAUCAUCCCUUUUUCGUUGGAGUGCAGUAUCACCCUGAGUUUCUGUCCAGACCUAUCAAGCCUUCCCCACCGUACUUUGGUCUCCUCCUAGCCUCCGUGGGGAGGCUCCCGCAUUACCUCCAGAAAGGCUGCAGGCUCUCGCCCAGGGACACCUACAGUGACAGAAGUGGGAGCAGCUCCCCUGACUCUGAAAUCACUGAACUGAAGUUUCCGUCAAUAAAUCACGACUGAUGGCAACGGAUAAUUCUUGAAGAGAGCCUUUGGACUUCAGGAGUUUACAGCUUUGAUUUUACACUCAGCUUUUGACACUUCCUUUAAAUUAUGUUUUUAUUAAGAUUAUUUUAUUAUGGGGGAGGGAUCCAGGGAGACUGUGACUUGAUGUCCUACUGUGUGGACCAGCUCCCGCACGGGUGUCCGCGCUCUCCUCUGUGGUCCUCCAGCCUCGGACGAGGGGCAGGAUGUUGGGGCCGAUCGGGUGAGGGCCGGGCGCCGGGGCAGCCCUUGGCCACAGAGCUUCUGCGGCCACCCUGCAUCACUGUGGCUUCUCGUGUGCAGCUGUUCCUUCCCUGGGGGCCCUUAUAAGAGGUGUGCCAUGCGGUCUAGUAGGCGUGAGGGGUGAGUCCAGCUGUGGUCAUGACCUGGUGCCAGAACCCAAGGGCACCCCUUGCCACGAGGAAGAGGGAAACCAGAGACAGAGGGUCGGCUCCGUUCUGCGCCGGGGAUUCUCUGUGGCAACCACGGCUGGGAUUUGCUCAGGACAGUCAGUUUGGCAUCACACGAGACGGCAAGAACUCUGUCUCCCUGAAGUCUGAGGGUAUUGAAUCCCUGUCCUCUGGCCGCGAGUUCCCUCCAGAAUCACUCCUUGCAUCAAGGGGUCACUUAACAAAGAACAAAGGAUCUUUUCGGAACACUCCCUCUAAACCCCUCUCUUAUGUAGACAGCUUUGCUCAAGGGGACUGUCUCCUUCCAGAAUGGUGUUACUCCGGUUGGAAUGCAAUAUGAAAAGCUAUUUUCUUAAUGUGGUGUAACGACAGGCGGAGCUGCGUGCCUGUUAUAUAUCCUGGCUGGACUCGGUGUAUACUCUAACUUAAAUAAAUAAUGCAGAGCAAGAAACA
Messenger RNA from Capra hircus (goat), 3630 nucleotides. RefSeq names its product CTP synthase 1 (gene CTPS1). Gene Ontology annotation, molecular function: CTP synthase activity; identical protein binding. NCBI's taxonomy places the organism in Eukaryota, Metazoa, Chordata, Mammalia, Artiodactyla, Bovidae. The record is from RefSeq and is a predicted model, not a curated record. Gene Ontology annotation, biological process: pyrimidine nucleobase biosynthetic process; CTP biosynthetic process. Bases 971 to 2746 code for a protein of 591 amino acids. Gene Ontology annotation, cellular component: cytoophidium; cytoplasm. The transcript has 19 exons.